AUGGUGGGCGCCGCAACGGGUGCCAUGGGCAGCCUCCUCCUCAAGCUUGGCAGCCUCCUCAGGGAGGAGUAUAAGCUGCAGACAGGCGUGAAGGAAGACAUCCGGUAUCUUGAGAGAGAGCUGAGGAGCAUGCAUGCUGCCCUUCGCAAGGUCGGGGGCAUACCACGGGACCAGCUUGAUGAGCAGGUCAAGCUCUGGGCCGACGAGGUCAGGGACUUGUCAUACCGAAUGGAGGAUGUCGUCGACAAAUUCUUGGUGCGCGUCGAGGCUACCACCAUCGUUGGGGUACCCAAGCUCAAGCGGCUCAUGGAGAAGAUGGGUGAUUUGUUCACCAAAGGCAAGAUACGACAUGACCUCGGCGAACAGAUCAAAGACAUCAAGGUACGCAUACAGGAGGCAGCUGGCCGGCGUGAUAGGUACAAGGUCAAUGAGGUGGUUUCUAAUCCGCCGGGCGCAACCGUUGGCAUGGCCACGGCUGACCCUCGUUUGUUGGCUUUGUACAAGGACAGGAAAGAUCUGGUUGGCAUUGAUGUGGCGUUGAGUUACCUAACAAAGGUGCUGACCGACGAAGACAAGGAGCUCAAGAUACUCACUAUUGUUGGAUUUGGUGGGCUUGGAAAGACAACUCUUGCCAAAGCAGUGUAUGAUAAGCUCCAAUCGUCAUACGAUUGCAGCGCUUUCGUUCCAGUAGGGCAGAAUCCCAGCGUGAGAAAACUUCUCAUGGAUAUUCUCUUUGGAAUCAACAAGAAAAUAUACCGAGAUUCAUUGGCAUUGGAUGAGAGGCAGCUGAUUGACAAACUCCGAGAAUUACUCGAGAAUAAGAGGUACUUCAUCAUUAUUGAUGAUAUAUGGGAUAUGAAUGUGUGGGAAACAGUCAGAUGCGCUUUGACCGGUGAAGUAUACAAACUAAAACCGCUUUCUCGUGAUUUAUCCAAGGAGUUAUUUAAUACAAGAUUAUUUGGAGGUAACAACAAAUGCUCUCAUGAUCAUCCAACAAAAGUAUACGAUAAAAUUUUAAAUAAAUGUGGUGGUGUGCCUUUGGCUAUAAUCACAAUAGCUAGUUUGCUUGUUGGUAAACCAGUGGAGGAUUGGUCUAAGGUAUACAACUUGAUUGGUUUUGGGAGUGAAGAUAACAAAGAUGUCGAGAACACAAGAAAGAUACUUUUGUUCAGCUAUUAUGACCUACCUUGUCAUCUAAGGACUUGUUUAUUGUACCUGAGCAUAUAUCCAGAAGAUCAUUUUAUUGAGAAAGAUACUAUAAUAUGGAAGUGGGUUGCCGAGGGUUUUAUUCAUGAGGAACCGGAGGUAACAUUAUUUGAGAUUGGCGAGAGAUAUUUCAACCAGCUGGUAAACAAAAACAUGGUACAACCGAUUGAGAAGCCAUAUAAUGGAAUCAUUAUUGGUUGUCGUGUCCAUGAUAUGGUGCUUGAUAUGAUAUGUCUAUUGUCGAAAGAAGAAAACUUUGUUACUUUAUUGGAUGGUAACAAGCAGUACACAUCUUCACAUGUCAAUGCUCGUAGGUUAGCAGUUGGAUGGAGAUCUGAUCCUCUGGCCAACAUGUGCAUGCCCCAAGUGAGGUCCCUUAAUGCCACGUGCAAUGUUACUAUGAUGUCAUCGCUUUCGUGCUUCGAAGUUUUACGUAUCCUAGAUCUAAAAUGUGAAACUGAUUCUUUUGUUUGGACAAAAAUAAAACAUCUUCAUCUUCAGCAUCUUGGAAAGCUAGUUCACUUGAGGUAUCUUGGACUAGGGGACCUGGAUAUCUGUAAACUCCCAAAGAAAAUAGGGAAUCUUAAGUUUUUACAAACACUGGAUUUGAGUGAUAAUGACAUCGAAAAACUGCCGAAGUGUAUCAGUCAACUAAAUCAACUCAAGUGUCUCCAUGCUUACAAUAGCUCAACAAAAAUACCAAACUGGAUCGGGAAUCUGACAUCUCUGGAAGAGUUACGGAUUAAUGGCAGCAAAGUUUCUCCGAAAUCUUUGAAUGGGCUCGGCAAGCUGACAGAGUUGAGAAAGCUCCGUAUUGAAGGACAUUUAUGGUUAUGCAGCGAGAGCUUGGAAAAUGCUUGGGUGGGGUCUCUAGUAAAACUACAGAAAAUCGAAGUCAUAGACGUUGAAACUAUUAUGUCAUGGCUAGAUGUUGACGACACAUGGGAAGGCCACGUCCUUCCUCGACAAAUCAUUGUUCUACACAUGUCAUAUAUCCAGCCUGGGUUGGUAGCAAAAAUUAACCCCUCACUUCUUCCAAAUCUCUCCCAUUUAACUAUACAUGUCGGCACUCCAAAUCUAGAGAUCUUUGGAAGGUUCCCAAAGCUUCUUACUCUCAAGUUGGACAUGCCGGAUGGUCGCCACCAUGAUGUGAUGGGCAGUGCAGGUGCAUUCCCCAAGUUGAGAGUUCUCAAGACGUCCGCGACACCUGGCCAGUUUCUAGAGGGAGAUAUGCCAAGCCUCGAAUCCCUCCAGUUCAUUUUCCAGGCGCAGUACACUGAGGAUGGCAAGCUUCAUGACUUUGACCUCAGUAGCUUGGUGAACCUCCCUUUGCUCAAGGAAGUCAUAGUCGGCAUACAGGAGGAUAUCUAUCAUGAAUUCUCCGACGAGAUUGACAAAGCAGGGAGGUGCGCAGUCAAUGCCCAUCCUAGCCAUCUCAAAUUUCACGUCAAGGCGAUCGGAAUGGCAUCGUGGGAGAAUAAAAAUGGUAUGGUCUAUCGAAGAAAAGUACCUGUGGAGGUUGACCCCUCCCACGUAGCUGUGGUGCUCCCGGUCCCUAUCGGCGGUGGUCUCGUUUGGUUUGUGCCGGCCUCGCAGCGUCUGCGGUGGAGAGACGACGGUGGUGUCCUCGUGACUGUGGUGACGCAGGUUGGUGGGCGGUUGGCGUGGUGGAGCCGCCGGUUGGUCUUGGGUUGUAGGUUUGAGGGGUAG
Molecule: messenger RNA, 2916 nt
Organism: Triticum dicoccoides
Lineage: Eukaryota; Viridiplantae; Streptophyta; Magnoliopsida; Poales; Poaceae
Product: disease resistance protein Pik-2-like
Exons: 4
Coding region: 1-2916 (971 amino acids)
Biological process (GO): defense response to other organism
Molecular function (GO): protein binding; ADP binding
Source: RefSeq, a predicted model, not a curated record